CCCUUCCUCCUAAUCCUGGAGAAAGUGUGAGAAGCUGUGAACAUGAUUCGAAUUGCAGCACUGAAUGCGAGUCCCACAAUUGAGGACGACUACGAAGGUACCUUCAAAAGUCAUAAGACACAGACAAAGGAAGCUCAAGAAGCAGAAGCUUUUGCUUUGUACCACAAAGCUUUGGACCUUCAGAAACAUGACCGAUUUGAAGAGUCUGCUAAAGCUUAUCAUGAGCUGCUUGAGAUUCGUCUUCUGCGAGAGGCAGUUCUUUCUGGUGAUGAGAAAGAAGGGCUGAAACAUCCAGGCUUGAUGUUAAAAUAUUCCACCUAUAAAAACCUAGCACAGCUGGCAGCACAACGGGAUGACUUAGAGACAGCCAUGGAGUUUUAUUUGGAGGCUGUAAUGCUAGACUCUACUGAUGUCAGCCUAUGGUAUAAAAUUGGUCGUGUGGCAAUAAAACUAAUCCGCCUACCUUUGGCUCGUCAUGCUUUUGAAGAAGGUCUCAGGUGUAAUCCUGAUCACUGGCCGUGUUUAGAUAACCUUAUCACAAUCCUGUACACACUCACUGACUACACAACAUGUUUGUACUUCAUCUGCAAAGCUCUGGAAAAAGACUGUCUAUAUAGCAAAGGACUUGUUCUGAAGGAGAAGAUAUUCGAGGAGCAGCCUUGCCUCCGUAAAGAUUCCUUAAGGAUGUUCCUCAAAUGUGACAUGUCUAUCCAUAAUGUAAAUGUGAAUGCAGCUGAAACAGGAAGAAUCAUAGAUGAAGCAUUGGAGCUACGCAAGAAAAGACGAGCUUUGCUAGUGCGUGACAGAGAACCAGACCUCAGACUGGUCCAGCCAAUUCCCUUUUUCACGUGGAAGUGUUUAGGAGAAGCUUUACUUGCCAUGUAUCACCACCUCACAACACGUGAUCCUCCUCGACCCAGUCUGGGAAAGAGAAUUGAUCUUUCAGAAUAUCGAGACCCAGUUCAACAGUUGAUUCUUUCUCCUACCUCUACUCAUGUCAGUGUUAUUCAGCCAACUCCUGUCAGCACUAAUCCAGUGGUGACAGUGCCAGAUCCUGUGUUACCUUAUACUCCUACGACACCCAACUUUCCAAGUCACAGUCAGAAUUCAUUGGAACCAGGAGCUGCUGUAGGUGAGCAAGGUGACAUAUCUGCAGGUGAUAAAUCUAAGAAAGGUGUGAAGCGAAGGAGAAUUACAGAAGACAGUGGUGAAACAGCAAAAAGGAGAUCUGCUAGAGUCCGGAACACCAAGUGUAAAAAAGAGGAGAAGGUUGACUUUCAAGAGCUGUUGGUGAAAUUCCUUCCUUCCAGAUUAAGGAAAUUAGAUCCAGAGGAGGAGGAGGACCCUUUCAAUAGCUAUGAGGUACAGUCAGAGAUCAAAGAGGAGAAUUUCCAGCAUGCUGGACCACAUAGAAUGUCAUUUGAUUCUACGACGUUUAUGGAAUCUGAAAAACAGGAUGUUCAUGAAUUCCUGCUGGAUAACCUGAACAAUGGUGGGAUCUUGGAGCUGAUGAUGAGAUACCUAAAAGUCAUCAGCCAGAAGUUCCUAGUGAAGUGGCCUCCUGGCUUGUGUGAGGUGGUCCUUAGUAUCUAUAAUAGCUGGAGAAAGCACAGUAGCAGCCUUCCCAAUCCACUACUGAGGGACUCAAGUAAUCAGCAUAUCAAGGAUAUGAUGUUGAUGAGCGUUUCUUGCAUGGAGCUGCAAUUAGAUCAGUGGCUAAUGACAAAAGGGAAGAGCUCUACAGUUUCUCCACGAAAUUGUCAUGCUGCCUCUGUGAAUGGAAAGUUUGGUCCUGACUUCCCAGGAACCAAUUUCUUGGGAGACCUGUUGCAGCUGUCAUUUGCAUCCUCACAGCGAGAUUUAUUUGAGGAAGGCUGGAUGGAGUUUGUCACUCGGGUGUAUUGGCUGAAAGCUCGCUUUCUAGCACUACAGGGAGACAUGGAACAGGCACUUGAAAACUAUGAUAUCUGCACUGAAAUGCUACAGAGCUCCACUACAAUGCAAGCUAAAGCCGGCAAUGACUGCAGCACCGUAAUACGGUUACCGAACCUACAUGUUGAUUCUGUUGUUUCUUUAGAAGAGAUUGAAAAGAACCUAAAAUCUCUGGAGAGAUGCCAGUCUUUGGAAGAGAUCCAGCGACUGUAUGAGGCAGGGGAUUAUAAUGCAGUGGUGCAUCUGCUUCGUCCAACACUAUGCUUCAAUGGUUAUGGCAGAGCAAAACAUCUGGAGUUUGUAACAUCCAUACCAGAGAGACCAGCACAGCUGCUUCUCCUACAGGACUCCCUGCUCAAACUGAAAGAUUACAAGCAAUGCUUUGAACACUCAGAAGUUGCCUUGAACGAAGCAAUUCAGCAGAUGAUUAAUAUGACAGCAACCUCUGCUAAAGAAGAGUGGGUUGCUACAGUAACACAACUGCUCAAAGGAAUAGAUACUUCAAUAUCAUCGGUCAACAGCAUCCUGAAAGACUCUUCCAUAACACCAAGCCUCAUUCGAUUAACAAACAACCUGAUUCAGAUCAUAGACUGCAGCAUGGCAGUCCAGGAAGAACCAAAAGAACCAUACGUCUCCUCAGUGCUUCCAUGGAUUAUCCUGCACAGGAUCAUCCAGCAUGAGGAAGAUGCUUUUCAAUCCCUUUGCUGCCAGCAGCAGCAGAACCAAGGAGAAGUGUGUCCUGAUACCCCUAUGUUGCCUUCUUCACUCAUGCUGCUGAACACUGCUCAUGAGUAUUUGGGAAGAAGAUCCUGGUGUUGCAAUUCAGAUGGUGCUCUUCUCAAGUUCUAUGUUCAGGUACUACAAAAAGAACUUGCAGCAUCCCCUUCUGAAGAUACUCAUCCAUACAAAGAAGAGCUGGAAACAGCCUUGGAACAGUGUUUUUAUUGUUUAUAUGGAUUCCCUAGCAAAAAAAGCAAGGCAAGGUACCUAGAAGAACAUUCAGUACAGCAGGUUGAUCUAACAUGGGAAGAUGCUUUGUUCAUGUUUGAAUAUUUUAAGCCUAAAACUCUUCCAGAAUUUGAUAGUUACAAAACCAGUACUGUGUCUGCUGAUUUGGCCAACCUUUUAAAGAAGACUGCUACAAUUGUUCCUCGAACAGGCAAGCCUGUCAGCAGCCAAUGUACACUACUCCACUCUGUCAAGGCAAACUCACUUCUAUUCUUCUUGUUGCUUGAUGAGUAUGAAGUGGUGCAUUCCUUCUUCAUCUCUUUUGCAGAGAGGAGUCAGGAUAGCACUGCAGCGGUGCUGUCUGACUCCAGCUCCACUCAGGAUAUAUUUAAUGAGCCUGCCAGUUCUCAAGACAGCCUGAGGAAGACUUACACAGAGAAGAGGAUUUCUACUACCUGUGCUGAUACGCUGUUGCCCAGCAAAGAGACCCUGGGAGCUACAGAGGAGAAGAUUACAGGAAAGUCAGAAGAGGUGCUGGAGACCUCAGAAUCUUACCAUCCUGCUGAGCCUACUGGCCAGAAAAUUCUGAUGGAGCCUCUGUCUGCUUCUGGCAAUCUCAUCAAAGCUGCAAUCUCCCCACCCUCACAGGGGGACUGCAAAAAGAAAACGGAGCCUUGUGGAGAUGCACCUGAAUUUCCUCAUGGUCUUCCAGCAGACCUCGAGGAACAGCGGAAGUUCCUGACAGAGCAGUGUAUUGCCUCCUUUUGUUUGUGUCUCAGCCGCUUUCCCCAGCACUACAAAAGCCUCUACAGAUUGGCAUAUCUGUACACGUACAGCAAAACACACAAGGUGAGCAGACCACUGGUACAGUAGCUGACUAGCUGUGUUUAUGGCCCAGGUAAACAA
Messenger RNA from Phalacrocorax carbo (great cormorant), 3786 nucleotides. Lineage: Eukaryota; Metazoa; Chordata; Aves; Suliformes; Phalacrocoracidae. The record is from RefSeq and is a predicted model, not a curated record.